AUGUCUCGAUUAAUCUUUUUUAUUCCUUUUAAAAUAAUUCUUUCAGGAUUAAUAAAUUUGACUAGAUUAUUUCACAUAAUAAUAUAUCAUCGUACCCAUUUAUUCUUCUUAUUAUGUAUCUUGACCUUUACGUCUCUUGAUCCGGUGAAUGCGACGCUAUUAUUGUACGAUUCAUCUAACAUUGAGCUGGCCUCUUUGACAAAUACCGAUUUCCCAUUUCUGGAUAGUUUAAAUAACAAUCCUCUUUCUAAUUAUUAUAAGAAUGGUGUAGUUAUUGAAGGAAGAUUGGAAAUCGCAAAACUUAAUGUAAUUACUAAUGAUGAUAAUUUUACAAUUAAUGAUGAUCCGUGUACGCUUAGACCUAUUCCUGUGGGAAUAGAUCUGUUGGUAGUUCCUUUUGAUGUGAUUCAACGAUUUGGUUGUAAUUUUAUUGAUGAUUUCAUCUCAAGAAACAUAUGGAUAACUAAUGGUAUAAUGCCUCCAUCUGGUAGUAAUCAAUCUAUUCUACCUGAUGGUUCGACAAUUCUGCCUAAUGGGACUAUUGCUUAUUCUGCUAAUAAUGUUGACGUAAAAAGACGUAAUGAAAAUAAUGGACAAUGUAAAUAUUUUAUCUCAAAAUCUUCUUAUGAACGACGGUCAAUUAAUCACAAUUCAUUACAAAAUCAAAAACGCGUCAACAUUCAUAAAAGAGAUGUUUCAUUCAAUAUUAAUGAUUUACUUCCAAAAGUUAUUGCUUUUACUUCGUUGAAUGGUGGUGAUCCUGGAGUUAAGGAACCUAUACAUAAUCGUGACUUGUUACGUAACGCUAGUGUAGGUUUGACUUUGCUCAGAAAAGAUGAUACGACUUUGAUUCAAUCUUUAUAUGCAAAUAUUGAUCAUAUUAAAAUUACUUCGAAUAUUAGUCCAUGGGUGUUUUUACUGCAAAGCAGUUCUUGGGCUGCGUGGUCUAUAGUAUGGAGAAACCUAAACAUUGUUAUUUUACCUGCUAUUUCAUUUUGUUCUCUUGCAUCGUCAAUAAUCUUACAAAUUGAUCCAAAUGGUAUAAGAGAAGAUCGUUUAUCGAUAACAAGUUAUAAAUUUAUCAUAGGAUUAAGAGAAAUACAUCAAAGGAUUGGUGAAAAUUUGACUUAUAAGUUUGCUAAUAAAGGUGAUAAAUGGAAAGCUGGACGGGUUGUAUUAAUAAUGUGUAUCCUAAUGAUACCAUUUUCUUUCUUAACCCUUUCGGAUAUAUUUUGUUCAAAUUCUGCUCCUACUAUAUCAAAUUUUUGGAAAUCAAGGAUAACUGAAGAUUUAUCGACUUGCAUAACAUUAUUCUCUUUCUUAUUUUUACUUCGAGUCCGAAAAUUUUCUUGGUUUUUGGUAAAACCAACUUCAAUAUUAUUAGCAAAUUUAAAACUUGACAAGAAAGGUGGUAAAGGUAUGCUAUACCCAUCUGUUGAUGAAGAAGAUGAACGUAUAAAUUCUGCAGCUUAUACUACACGUAUUGCUGUUAUUCGACCUGAACCUACCUAUCGAAUGAAUCCAAAUAGAAUUGAUGUUGGCCUUCAAUUUGGUAAUUAUCCCGUGAGAAAUGAUAAUGAAAAAAUUAUGAAUAAUCGGAAUAGAUUUUUAGAUGUGGAUAGAGAAUCACUAGGAGAAAAAAAUAUUAUAAAAGACAAGGACCUUUCAAAAGAUUCCACAAAAUCAAAACCUAAUAAUGGUAGUAAUGGAAAUGGUGGAAAAAGUGAGUCAAAUAAAUUUGAUAUUAUUGAUUUAUAA
Messenger RNA from Dentiscutata erythropus, 1758 nucleotides. The record is from the annotation of a GenBank genome assembly. NCBI's taxonomy places the organism in Eukaryota, Fungi, Glomeromycota, Glomeromycetes, Diversisporales, Gigasporaceae.